Molecule: messenger RNA, 1955 nt
Organism: Helicoverpa armigera (cotton bollworm)
Lineage: Eukaryota; Metazoa; Arthropoda; Insecta; Lepidoptera; Noctuidae
Product: facilitated trehalose transporter Tret1
Exons: 5
Coding region: 215-1675 (486 amino acids)
Biological process (GO): transmembrane transport
Cellular component (GO): membrane
Molecular function (GO): transmembrane transporter activity
Source: RefSeq, a predicted model, not a curated record
ACUAUCCGCCAGCACUGUCUGCCAGUAGUCACCGCGAUACCGCGAACGCACCACGCGUGUUCACAGUUCCAAAUUAUAAAACGCGAAAAAUACGUAUUUUUAACAACAUUAUUCACAAAAAGCUUUACUAACAGUGUCAAAAACAAAAAAUAUGCCUUCAACUUGAGGAUCACUGAAGUAUUGACUCUUGGACUUGGUUCAGCACCUCCACAGGAUGACUGAAAGUUACGAGUGGAUCUCGCCCUUUGUGCGCCAGCUGCUGGCGGUAAGCGGCGUGGUGAUGUACAUGAUCGGCACCGGCGCCAACAUCGCCUUCCCAGGAGUUCUGCUGCAGCAGCUCAGGGAACCAGCCUCGGCGCUGCGGCUUACUCCGGACCAUGAGUCUUGGAUAGCUUCAAUCCUGGGUCUGGCACUGAUCCUGGGCAUCGUGGUGGCGCCGUUCAGCCUGCAGAAGCUGGGCCGCAAGCUGACCAACCAGCUCAGUACGCUGCCGACCCUCGGGGGAUGGGCACUCCUGGCUGCCGCUAGAGGACCCACUGCUUUGCUUAUUAGUCGAUCACUACAGGGCUUUGGCAUGGGUAUCCAGGCAGCGGCUGCACCGGUCUCCAUUGCUGAAUACUCAGCCCCCAAGCACCGAGGAGCUUUCCUGGCCACCAUCGCCUUCUCCUUCGCGACGGGCAUGCUCAUCGCACACGUCUUCGGCACCCUGCUGUACUGGAGAUCAGCUGCUCUAGCCUGCGGCAGUGUCUACGUCCUAUCGCUGAUCCUCGUCACCCUUUCGCCAGAAACCCCACCGUUCCUCGCCUCAAAAGGCUUAGCAGACCAAUGCAGGAAGUCAUUCCACUGGUUUAGAGGCUACGAUCCUAGCUCUGAGAAAGAACUAGAAAUUCUUCUCAACAGUCAGAAGCAAAUUACAGGCACUAGACGAGGAUCGAGAUGGCAAGCAUACAGACAGACAGUGAGAAAACCAGAGUUCUAUAAACCUACUUUGAUCAUGAUGUUUAUGUUUAUACUGUUCCAAAUAUCUGGUAUGACAGUGGUCCCGUCUUACACCGUCCCGAUGAUGGAGGAAGUCAGUGCUGGAACCAUUGACGCUAACGUCAGCAUGCUGAUGGUGGAUGUGGUGAGGUUCGUCACAGCUGUCCUGUCCUGCUUUGUAGUCAACAAGCUGAACAGGAGAACAGUCCUAUUCCUAGGUAUUAACAUCAGUGUAGCUGCAUUACUCCUCGCUUCGCUUCUCCUCUACCUAAGAGAUGACGGCUGCAUACCCGAUGAAUACAAAUGGACCCCCGUUAUACCAACACUGGUGUACAUCUUCGGAAAGACUUUAGGUAUCCUGCCAAUCCCAUGGGCUAUCGCGGGCGAGAUCUUCCCUCUAGAGUACAGGAGUUUGGGAAGUGGAAUUUCUGGAAUGUUCCUAUCCAUCAUGUUCUUCGUUGUGGUCAAGACAGCUCCAUUCUCCUUUGAACAGAUUGGUGUAAGUGGAACCUUCUGUGUGUAUGGAACUUCAGUUGCUAUCUGUGGGAUGUUCUUAUACUUCUUACUGCCAGAAACUAAGGGCAAGACCCUGUAUGAGAUCGAGUGCCAUUUCAAAGGCAUCAAAGGUGAUAUUGGUCAGACCGAGCUUCAUGAAGGUGAGAAGAUGCUUGAGCUCAAGAAAGUGGAAUGUGGAUGAAGAGGGACGGGAGACCACAGGAUGUGCUUUACUGCUUCGGCGCAGUUGUAGGGAGGAGUAGCUUUUAUUUAACAGUUUCAGUGCUCUGGUGUGGCAGCUCCAAGUCGAUGGAACAAUGUGAUCUCCGUGGCUGAGUCACGAUAGAGUGGGUACAAGUUUACUGUUGAAAGCGAAAAAAGACAAAUACAUCAAGAUGAAAAAGACUGAUCUCGAGCAUUUCUGGAGCAUUGAAAAUGUUACAACAUUAGUUAUGAGAGAAAUAAACAGAUCCAAAAUAAAA